This is a messenger RNA of Octodon degus (degu), 1475 nucleotides long. It is a transcript of the gene Hmces, whose product is annotated as 5-hydroxymethylcytosine (hmC) binding, ES cell-specific. The record is from RefSeq and is a predicted model, not a curated record. The coding region runs from base 100 to 1155 and encodes 351 amino acids. The transcript has 8 exons. Gene Ontology annotation, molecular function: single-stranded DNA binding. Gene Ontology annotation, biological process: DNA damage response. NCBI's taxonomy places the organism in Eukaryota, Metazoa, Chordata, Mammalia, Rodentia, Octodontidae.
CCCGGGGGCGGGGCCGGGACCCAAGCUGAGCGCGCGCGUCGCUGUGAGGGAAGCCGCGGCGGCAGCGGACCAGCCGAGGAACGGGCGAGCGCCGCGACCAUGUGUGGGCGGACGUCCUGCCACCUGCCCAGGGACAUGCUGGCCAGAGCCUGCACCUACCGCGACCGCGGGGGCCGGCAGCGGCUCCCAGAGUGGAGGCAUCCCGACAAGUACCACCCCUCAUACAACCAGAGCCCACAGAGCUGCAGCCCGGUGCUGUUGUCCCGCCUGCACUUGGAGAAGGAUGCAGACUCGUCAGAGCGGAUUAUUGCUCCCAUGCGAUGGGGGUUGGUCCCCUCUUGGUUCAAAGAAGAUGAUCCUUCCAAGCUGCGGUUCAGCACCACCAAUUGUCGCAGUGAUACUAUCUUGGAGAAACAGUCAUUCAGGGUGCCUCUGGGAAAGGGGAGACGCUGUGUUGCAUUGGUCCUUGGGUUUUACCAUGCUAUCCAGUGUGGGACAGUAUCCAGCCUGCAAGUAGAGCUCCCUUGUCUGUUUUGCUUACAGCAAGGCAGUGGUGGGGCUUUAGACAGUGCUGAGAACUGGGAGAGAGUCUGGGAGCACUGGAGGCCACUGACCAUGGCAGGGAUCUUUGACUGCUGGGAGCCACCUGAGGGAGGAGAGCUGCUGUAUUCCUAUACCAUCAUCACUGUAGAUUCCUGCAAAAGCUUACAUGACAUCCACCACAGGAUGCCUGCCAUACUGGAUGGAGAUGAGGCUGUGUCCAGGUGGCUGGACUUCGAGGAUGUCCCCACUCAGGAGGCCCUGAAGCUGAUCCACCCCACAGAGAAUAUCACCUUUCACCCCGUCUCCACUGUCGUCAACAACUCGAGGAACAACAGCCCUGAGUGUCUGACUCCUGUCCACUUGAUGGUCAAAAAGGAACUCAAGGCAAGUGGCAGUAGCCAAAAGAUGAUGCAGUGGCUGGCAACAAAGUCACCCAAAAAGGAAGACCAAGAGACAUCACUAAAGGACAAGUCUGAUACACCCCAGUGGUCCAGCCAGUUCCUGCAGAAGAGCCCACUGCCCACCAAGAGAGGUGGAGCAGGCCUCCUGGUGCAAUGGCUGAAGCAGGAGAAGGAGGAGGCGCCCCCAAUCAAGCGGCUUCAUAAUCAGUAGGCAACGUCCCUGGCCUACUGCAGUGCAUAUAUGGGAGGAGGUGACAAUGGCUAGGUGACAGUUGCAGGCUCUCUGGAAAUCCAGAGUGACCCAGAGUUUCGUAUAAUAGCAGGACACUUCCAGGCCUCCCUCUAGGGGAGGGUCCGCAACUGCAUAUUGUAAAAACUGGCGCUCUGGGAAUCUUGGAUAUUUAGUUAACUCUAUGAUGUUCUCAAUUUUGAAAGAGGAUGAGGCAGGCCAGGUAAAUUUAGGCUGAAGAAAACUUUUUUUUUUUUUUUUUGGUGGAACCGGGGAUUGAACUCAGGCCCUUGUGUUUGCCA